Molecule: messenger RNA, 1418 nt
Organism: Cynara cardunculus var. scolymus (artichoke)
Lineage: Eukaryota; Viridiplantae; Streptophyta; Magnoliopsida; Asterales; Asteraceae
Product: 1-aminocyclopropane-1-carboxylate synthase 9-like
Exons: 3
Coding region: 7-1410 (467 amino acids)
Biological process (GO): biosynthetic process; amino acid metabolic process
Molecular function (GO): pyridoxal phosphate binding; transaminase activity
Source: RefSeq, a predicted model, not a curated record
CGAUCGAUGUUGUCUGCAAAGCUUACCAGCAAUGCUCAUGGUCAGGAUUCUUCCUACUUUCUUGGAUGGGAAGAAUACGAGAAGAAUCCCUACCAUCAAAUCGACAAUCCCAAUGGUAUCAUCCAGAUGGGUCUUGCUGAAAACCAAUUAUCGUUUGAUCUUCUUGAAUCUUGGAUAAAAAACAACCCAGAUGCAACUGGGUUCAAGAAAGAUGAUCAAUCCAUCUUUAAAGAACUUGCUCUCUUCCAAGAUUAUCAUGGCCUUCCUGCUUUCAAGAAUGCAUUAGUCCGAUUCAUGUCAGAAACAAGAGGCAACACUGUUACCUUUGAUCCAAAAAACCUUGUCCUCACCGCCGGCGCCACCUCCGCCAACGAAACGUUAAUGUUUUGCGUCGCGAACCCCGGCGACGCUUUCCUCAUUCCCACGCCAUAUUAUCCAGGAUUCGAUAGAGACCUCAAGUGGAGAACUGGAGCUGAAAUAGUUCCGAUCCAGUGUUCAAGUUCGAAUGGUUUCCGGAUUACCAGAUCGGCACUUGAAGAUGCUUACCAACAAGCACAAAAACAAGACCUCAAAGUGAAGGGUGUUUUGAUCACAAAUCCUUCGAAUCCGUUGGGCACGUCGUUGAGUUUGCAUGAGCUCGAUCUUCUCGUCAACUUCAUCUCCACCAAGAACAUCCACCUCAUCAGCGAUGAAGUUUACUCCGGCACCGUUUUCGGUUCACCAAACUUCGUUAGUAUCAUGGAGGUUUUAAAGAACAGAAACCUCGUCAACAACGAAGUUUCGAAGCGAGUUCACAUUGUUUACAGCCUCUCAAAAGAUCUCGGCCUCCCGGGUUUCCGAAUCGGAGCGAUUUACUCCGGCAACGAGGAUAUCGUCGCCGCCGCAACAAAAAUGUCGAGCUUUGGGUUGAUUUCGUCGCAAACUCAGUAUCUACUGUCGGAAAUGCUGUCUGAUCGGAAAUUUACAAAAUCCUAUUUGUCGGAGAAUCGCCGGAGGUUAAAGAAACGGCAGGAAACGCUCGUGAAAGGGCUUCAGAAGUCGGGAAUCCGGUGCCUGAAAAGCAACGCCGGUUUAUUUUGUUGGGUGGAUAUGAGAGAUCUCAUGAAGUCAAAGAGUUUUGAAGGGGAAAUGGAACUGUGGGAGAAGAUGGUGUAUGAGGUCCGGUUGAACAUCUCACCCGGUUCAUCUUGCCAUUGUAGUGAACCGGGUUGGUUUAGGGUUUGCUUUGCAAAUAUGUCCGAUGAAACCCUAGCCCAAGCCAUGCAACGGGUCAAAUCAUUUGUCGACUCGAAGAAAAAUAACCAUAACCGUCGUCAUCAGAUCCUCAACAACGCUAGAAGAACAAGAUCGCUACCCAAAUGGGUUUUUUCGCUAACGUCUACCCAAUUAGAAGCUGUGGGGCAACGUUAGCCGAUCGA